Cyprinodon tularosa is the source of this 5489-nucleotide messenger RNA. It is a transcript of the gene ngfrb, whose product is annotated as nerve growth factor receptor b. The coding region runs from base 313 to 1608 and encodes 431 amino acids. The record is from RefSeq and is a predicted model, not a curated record. The transcript is spliced from 6 exons. Gene Ontology annotation, molecular function: death receptor activity; nerve growth factor binding; coreceptor activity. Gene Ontology annotation, cellular component: plasma membrane; cell surface. NCBI's taxonomy places the organism in Eukaryota, Metazoa, Chordata, Actinopteri, Cyprinodontiformes, Cyprinodontidae. Gene Ontology annotation, biological process: Rho protein signal transduction.
AGAGCUGAAGUGUUUCAACCACAUGAACCAACCCAGCGGAAAAGAGGCGCACCGAGCCAGAUAAACCCUUUCCAUGCGUCAUUUGGACCCUCAGACUGGAUUGUAAACUGCGCGCAGGGGGCGCCUUAUACACAGAGCUACUUUUAAAACGACUUCUUUAUUGGGACAGUUCAUUUCUCUUAUUCUCUUUGAAUAUAAAGCUAGAUAGGAUCGGGAAGACGCAGCGAUGACAGUCGUGAUUGCUUCCCCCCUAAGUUGCUGAGACUUCACCCCGCUUUAUUCUUGCACCUGCUUUCUGAAGCUCCUAGAAAUAUGCAAGGGAGAUACAGGAUGAAGUUGGUUUUGAUUGCAGCUUUGCUUGGACUGGCUGAUUCCAGAGCCUCUGUGAAUUCUUGUCCGUCGGGCAAGAAUACGACCAGUGGACAAUGCUGCAAGCAGUGUCCGCCCGGCGAGGGCGUUGUCUCACCCUGCGAAGCCAAACAGACUGUGUGCGCUCCAUGCCUUGACAGUGAAACUUUCUCAGAGAGCUUCAGCCACACUGAAAAAUGCAAGCUUUGUACAAAAUGUACUGGGCUGCUCCGCAUGCAGACGCCCUGCACCGAUACCAAUGAUGCCAUUUGCACAUGCAACUACGGCUACUAUCUAAACAGAGUCACUCAAAGGUGUGAAGCUUGCACCAAAUGUCCCGAAGGCCAGGGCAUGUUGUACAAGUGUGAGUCGGACCAUGACACAGUGUGCGAGGAAUGCACCGACGACACUUUCUCUGACCAGGAUAAUUACAGGGACCCAUGUAUCCCCUGUACAACGUGUGAUGAGGAAGAUGAGGUGUUGCAGGAGUGCACCUCUAUCAGCGAUACUGUUUGCAAAUCAAACGACCCAAUAGAUGUAAGCACAUUUUCUCCAAGUCCUUCGGACCCCCCUGAGGUUUUCAACCCACUAGAGGACCUCCCACCAGAGAUCACUACUGAAAGCAAUUCUAACACUACUGAUGGACACCCCCCAGAAAGACUCAACCCGGGAUUGAACGAUAAGCUCAUCCCCAUCUACUCCUCCAUCCUGGCAGCGGUUGUUGUAGGACUUGUGGCCUUCAUUGUCUUUAAGAGGUGGAACAGCUGUAAGCAGAACAAGCAAGGAGCCAACAACUGCACGACCAACACCAACCAGACUCCGUCACCGGAGGGAGAGAAGCUCCACAGUGAUAGUGGUAUUUCUGUCGACAGCCAAAGUCUGCAAGAGCAGCAGGGCCAGACUCAGUCACAAACUGUUGUGACUAUCGAUGAAGAACCUUGUCUGCUCCUUCCUCUUCACACCAGAGAGAACGUGGAGAAGCUGCUUUCCCGAGGCAAUGAAGGAGGAAACUCUGAUCACAUGCAGGACAGUGACUGGUGCAACCUGGCAGGUCUCCUCGGAUACGAGGAGGAGCGGAUCGCGACCUUUCAGCAGGAGGAGCAUCCGGUCCGAGCGCUCCUGUCUGAUUGGGCAAGGAAGGACUGUGCAAGCAUCGAGGCUUUGUGCACAGCGCUUCGCAAGAUCAACCGCGAGGAUGUUGCUCAAAGUCUGGUCCUCAGCCCUGGUGGUACAAAGCCGACUGCUACUUCCGUGGUUUAACUUUUCUGCAUAACUUUCAGCAAAAACUUAACACCUGAACCUUAAUGUUUAAGUACUUCAAAAACAGUGUCCUAGAUUAUUCCACACAUUAACCCCUGAAACAGUUGCUUGAUAUUAUGUCUUCAUGAUAUGAUCCAAGAAAUCCCUAAAAUUAUAUUUAUCAAAAAGAAUGUUUUAUAUAAAACACACAACAUAACGAAUAUAUCAAAAAACAAUUCCACCCAAGUCCACCCGUUAAUUGCAAGAAUAUGUUUAAUUAGGUUAAUUAUUUGAACUGUUAAACCAAAUGGAAAAUGAAAUCAAUUUGAAAGUUGAAAAAGUGCAAUUCAAUUGGACUGCUGGUGACACCUAGCAUAAAAUCCUCUAACCAAACACAGUGUCGAGCUGUUGUGUGCUCUGAACGCAAAUUUCCGUGGACAACCUUGUGUUAGCUUCCUUCUGCCUUAUCCUCUAUCUCUCUGGCCCUGCCACUGUUUACUCUAUGUUCUACUACAUCCACGUAACCAAAGAAGCAGAAGUGUUUCCAGACCUGACCUGCUCAGUGACAUUAUUUACAUGCCAUGUCAGACCUUUAAAAUUUAAUUUGACAAAUGGCUUGCGUCUGUUACAACUGAGUUGGUUUCUUUUACUGGAUGAGGUUGUCAUUCUUGUAAGUCUUUGGAUACGUGCAAAUAUGACAGCCUAAGGAGGUGAAAAUGGAACCCAUCCCUUCCCUCCCUCAUUAGUAGCAGUGCAUGUGGAUAUUCUUGUUUUUGUUUUGUUUUUAUUUUUCAUCUAGUGCUAUAAAAAGUGCUAGUUGCAACCUGUGAUUGUAGGCCCAGGUUUUUAGCCAGUGAAACAUGACUCAAGUAUCUCAAUUACUCAAAUAACUCAUUACCCUAAAAAUGGUACAAAACGUGUAGAAAUCCUGCAUACUAUAUUUACAUCGUAAACAAGUAGACUACUAAUGUAGGCAUAGAUUUAGUUGACAUUCAUAAACACCUACUGUACCGUCCGUAGCUCUGCAUGCAUGUAGUGUGCUGAACAAACACACAAUCAUAUUUUUUUGUGCAUUUGCAUCUAAAUGUAUGAGAGAAACAGAAACAAAACUCUCAAUUCUGCCACAUAUAAGGCAAUGGCAGACUCUCUUGAUGGGACCAUAUACUGUUUAAUGUUGAUAUUUGUGGCAAUUUGAUUUGACUUUUUUUGGGCAACAUGAUGUAUUACAGCAAACACACUAUAUAAGGAAAAUGCAAAAAUGAAUUAAAGUGCUUAACUUGGGUAAGUAAGCUAAGUUAUUAUUCUAAGUACUUUGUAACUCGCAUAAAAAAAAAUAAAGUUUUCAUUUCUUGUUAACUCCUAGCUGACUCAACACAUACAGCUUUAGUCUGUAGAACAUUUAAAUCCUGUUUUGGCUGACAAUGUCUUCUUAUGAAGAAGCUGAAGCUCAUGGUGGCCUGUUUCCUUUGUUUUGGUAUUUCCUGUCAGUUAUUCAGUGACUGAAUUAACUGCAGUCGAAACUUAGAGAAAAAGUUGUGCUUCUGGAACGUAGUGCUUUGCUUUGAAUGUCAUGCUAUCUGGAGAGCACUCUGCCCUGAUUAUAUCAUAUAAGAUGAGUAACUGAGGUGCAGCAACCGGGACAUUCUCUCUUUCAUUGUUAAUCUCGUUGUGAACUAUUAAAACACUUGGAUUAUUAGGUAAAAUCCUUUAAACCCUGUUACCAUAAAACUCUUUAACAUGUGAAACUACGACCAUCAAACUUUUUGUGUCCAAAAUUCUCAGGGAAUUAGAGCUCAACUCUUAAACAGUCAACAACUGAAUACAUUUGCUUUAGGAUGACUAAAUAUGUCAUUAUUCUUGCAAUGGACAAUCCUUCUAACGGACGAAUUGGACGUAGAAACUGGUCUGUAGAAAAAAGCUAAAUAGGAGAGUGGAGUUUUGUUUCCUCUUUGUUUGCAACAAUGACUGCCAAAUAAAAGGCAAACUAGCUGAGACAAAAGUCACAGGAUGUAUGAGAAAUGGAGACGUUUCAGAUUACUUCAAUCAAUGCAAAGGUAAAACCCAGGUAUAAACGUUAAUCAGCUCUUUCAGGUGAAAGCAUGCAGACUGUUUUUACAUUGCAUUGUAGUCUCUUAAUUUGAAUUUGUGGGAAUAUUUUUUUCAUCUAAUGUGACGUUUUAUUUUUGUAAAUAGUGUUUUUUUGUUGAGGGCAAUUUGGACCUACAUUUUUUGUUCACUGCCUGUAUGAGGAAAACAUCAGAAGAUACAAGCAACACGGCUAACUGACCCAACUCUCCAUCUUGAUCUGUUACAAUGAAGCACAGAUUCCUAUUAUUCACUAGAAUACUGAGCAUAAUGCUGUUGUAUUACUUUGUAUGAAGGUAUUGUUACUACUCCUAGUACUCCAAAGGUUGUUUGAUUCCUAACAAGCAAUUUCAAAUGGUAUUACAUUUCUGUUUGAUUGUAGCACUUAAAUGUGUAAUUAUUCAUGUUUUCUAUGCAUCACAAGUGCCUGGGAACUUCAGGUGAAUGUUGAUGUUGUACAUUUGUUGAUUUUAGGAAUUUGUAAGUGUAAUGAGCUUUUUUUUUUUCUUCAGCUUGUAAAUAAUUAGCAUUUAUUCCUUAGUUUAGUUUAGUUAAAUUCUUGUAGUUGCCGCUAUACAGUAAAAAUGUAAACAUUGCUUACUCUAUUACAGUUUAUGUUUGAUUUAAACAUAAAGGAAUGGAGCUUUAAUUAUAAUUAUUGUAAUCAGCUGUUUCAAAGGCUUGAGGAAGGAAGAAUUCGAAAAUAAAUUCUCAGUUAUUUGGGGGAUUAGCAAGUGCAUCUAAGUAGAAGUGGUUUACCAAAUUUUAUGACACCUAAUAUAAUUUCAACAAACAAGAGCACGUUUUUUUUUCUUUUAAUAAAAGGCUAAUUUAAGCAUGUUUGUACAAACCCAUUAGUGCCAUAUUUUACAUUUCUUUUAGUAGUCAUUCAGUUGUGAGAGUAAAGGCAUACACAAUAAUUACCAAUUUAAAAUCAGCCAUUAGAAGUUCGUUUGUGUAACUGCAUGGAGCAGAGAUGUGAAAUCUUUAUUCUAAUUUAGCAAGCUGUAAGCUAGUUUGCUAAUAAUUAAACAAAAUUUAUAAAUUAAAGACAAAUUUCUUUCUUUUUAAGUCAAAUCAAAAUUGUCCAUCAUAUUUGUGGAUCAGGUAAUUCGCAAAGGUUUACAGUUUUAAUAUUUGCAUGGUAGUAUUAAUAUGUACAAUAUAAUAAGCUAUAGCAGACAACCUUCUUCAUUAAUAAAAAUAUUACAGAUUAGAGAAUAAAUGCUAAAACAUUCCCAGAUCAGAUUAUCUGGAACAUUUCCACCAGCAACCGUGUUUUUUAGAUCUUCUUCAAAGUUUAAGUCCCAGAUUAGAUAGAAGAAAAUCCAGAGAUUGUUCUAUUAAGAGGUAUCUGUGUUUUAGUUUUUUAUAUUCAUAAUGGAUUUAUCAGACUUAAAGGCCGCAUCCUGACUCUGGAUUAUCUGUACUUUAUAUGUGAAUUUAGAUUAUUAUUAAUUUUUUUAAUCUCAAACAAUAGAAAUAAUUUCUCUUUCUGGCUAAACACACUAGAAACAGUAGAAGGUGAAUGUAAUUACGUUGCACUUGAGGCACAAACUAUAGCUUAAUUAUGCAAAAAGGGAGUUAUAGAUAGGUUUGGGUGAGAGUGUAAGAAUGAAAAACCUUGUUUUUGGUGUGUAUUUAGUGAGAAAACCCUGUCUUAGGAAACAAUAAUGGGAAACCAGGACUGAAUUGUACAUAAACAGUGAAUGUUCCAUGUACUAAUACUUAUACAUAUAAAGUCUUAUAUUGAAUGUGAAUUUACUUUCAGCGCUAUUACUGUAGGCAAGCAGUAAAUAAAGCUCAUUAACUCACCA